AGACAGGGCGGUGCUGCUGUGCAGCCAUCUUUGGUCCAUUAGAUCCGAGCUGUGCUAGAGGCAGAGGAGCUCCCCCCCGGGCACCGACUCAGGAUGGAUGAAGAGUACGAUGUUAUUGUGCUGGGCACCGGCCUGACAGAAUGUAUCCUGUCUGGUAUUAUGUCUGUCAAUGGAAAGAAGGUCCUGCACAUGGACAGGAACCCCUACUAUGGCGGAGAGAGCUCUUCCAUCACCCCUCUGGAGGAGCUUUAUAAAAGGUUUGAGAUCCCCGAUGCACCCUCUGAGAGCAUGGGAAGAGGACGUGACUGGAACGUGGACCUGAUCCCCAAGUUUCUCAUGGCUAAUGGCCAGCUGGUGAAGAUGCUUCUAUACACUGAAGUUACUCGUUAUUUGGACUUCAAAGUGGUGGAAGGGAGCUUUGUCUACAAAGGAGGGAAGAUCUACAAGGUGCCAUCCACCGAGACUGAGGCCCUGGCAUCCAACCUCAUGGGCAUGUUUGAGAAGCGGCGUUUCCGCAAGUUCUUGGUUUUUGUGGCCAACUUUGAUGAGAAUGACUCAAAAACAUUUGAAGGAGUGGAUCCCAAGAGCACAACCAUGAGAGACGUCUACAAGAAAUUCGACUUAGGCCAGGACGUCAUUGACUUUACAGGACACGCUCUGGCCCUUUAUCGAACUGAUGAAUAUCUGGAUCAGCCUUGCCUUGAAACUAUCAAUCGUAUCAAACUAUACAGCGAGUCUUUGGCGAGAUAUGGGAAGAGCCCCUACCUGUACCCUUUGUAUGGACUUGGUGAACUGCCACAAGGGUUUGCUCGGCUGAGCGCAAUCUAUGGUGGAACAUACAUGUUAAACAAGAGUGUAGAUGAGAUUGUAAUGGAGAAAGGAAAGGUGGUGGGAGUAAAGUCAGAGGGAGAGGUGGCACGUUGCAAGCAACUUAUUUGCGACCCCAGCUACAUUUCUGACCGAGUACGCAAGGCUGGUAAGGUAAUCCGCCUCAUCUGCGUCUUGAGUCAUCCCAUCAAGAACACCAACGAUGCCAACUCUUGCCAAAUCAUCAUUCCACAGAACCAGGUCAACAGGAAAUCAGACAUCUAUGUGUGUAUGAUCUCCUACGCACACAAUGUGGCUGCACAAGGAAAGUAUAUUGCUAUCGUCAGCACCACGGUGGAAACACAGGAGCCUGAGAAAGAGAUUGAGCCAGCCCUAGAGCUGCUGGAGCCUAUAGACCAAAAGUUUGUUGCAAUCAGUGACCUGUAUGAACCUACUGAAGAUGGAACAGAAAGCCAGGUGUUCUGUUCACGUUCCUAUGAUGCCACCACACAUUUUGAGACUACAUGCAAUGACAUCAAGGACAUCUACAAGAGAAUGACUGGAACAGACUUUGACUUCGAGAACAUGAAACGCAAGCAGAAUGACGUUUACGGGGAGGACGAACAGUGAAUUGGGCAUUUGGCUGGGGUAGGGUGGGAUAGCAAUGAGUUGAAAAGGAAAAACAACUACAUUUUUUUUUUCCCCCGGAAAAGAGGGUUGGUCUGAAAUUUUAGAACAAGCAUGUGGGGGGAAUCAUGGUAUGUGAUGAAGCUGGGAAUGGAGGUUACCUAGUACCAGUAAACAAAGAAACAUAGCUAAAUCUUCCAUUCUCCCUUUUGUCCUCAUGAUUCCAGUUUAACUUUUUAAGCCUUGGGCUAACACUGUGGUGGAGCUUCAACCUCCUAGUUCCUCUGGCGGGGUUCAGUUCUCAAAAUGUUAUCUCAGCUGUACAAGCAGCCAUACACUUGGUUUUACAUUUUUUAGCACACUUAGCCCAGGUUGUCCCUCAUCUCACAACUGAGUGUGAACAUAUAUGUAUAAAGUGCUUACUGAUUCUUGUUACUUAACCUUGCCCUACUUACUCUGACAUAUUCAUGGUCAGAGUAACUUGCAGAUGGGUCUUCUGAUAACUGGCAAAGGCUUAUAUUAACAAAUAGAUCAGCUAGAUAUUACAAUUGUUUGUGUUGUCAGUCUUUCACUAUGCCUCUUACCAAUGUCACUCAACAUUCCAGCAUUGUGACAGGAUUCUAGUGUCCUAAGUCAUUGAUUCCCUACUUUUUCAUACUUUUAAGGUCCAAAAGCAAGAUAAAGCCUUGCAGUUGGAGGAUCUUUGUACAUUUACAUAACUUUUCUAGUUUCCAUAUAUCCUGUUGAUUUAAUCUCCAUGGCUUGUUGUCUUCUUGUGAAGAUCUUUCCAACAAAAACUAGACUUUAAGUCUUUCCCAGUCAGUUUAAUGUGGCUUGUGUAUCAUGUUGGCUUGAAUGGUUCUCAUGCCAAAUGUCUUCAAGUUAUGAUUAUGUCCCAAGCCUAUGGUAGACCAUUUGGCCAGCAGUUAUCAUGCGACAUGGCCGUUUUAAAGUUGCCAGUUGGCCCCAUACCACAUGAAGAUUUGUAUCCAGUUGGCUUUACAGAUAAUUGCACACUGGGCCAACCUUUGUUUCUUGUCAUAUAGAAGUCGUAUACCCACUUACUAAUUAUUAGAAAAUGACUAUGGCCAGACUAGAGGACAGGAAUGUGGCAAUACAUUUCAUGUUGAGUGCCUUCAGCAGAAACGUUUUAAUACGUUCAUUUAAAGAAUUAUGUUUAGUGGAGCUCCACAAAAGAAAGGUUUAUCUUCUAGAAUCAUUCCAACUACCUGGGGUAUUAUCGAUAAAAAUGUUCAUGUGAAAUCCCACCUUUCUUUCAUUCAACAGACUAUCAAACUACAUUUUGCCUGCAGAGUCCAGGGACCUGGGCACACCUUUCCAUAUCAAGAUCUUACAACUAAUCCAAAAUGUCGAUUGAUUACAUCAAGUACACAACUCAUAUCAUCAAUACCAUAGCUGAGUUGGCUUCCAUCCCCAGUGUUUUCUCUAAUAAGUGGCUUAAAAAGUUACAUUAACGCUAUUAUCUUCCUAAUCUAAUUUAUUUAACUUAUUAGCAAACAGGUUUUAAAGCCAUGAGUUUCAAAAACAAUAUGUUCAAUUUAUGAGGGAAUACACUAAAAGAGAAAAGAACAAUAAACAUCCUAGUUUGCUGGUAACUAGAUGUAGUGGCUGAAGUACAGACUCUAAAAUAUUUUAUUUUAUUAAAAAUGUCUUAGAACAUUACGCCAAAAGAAAAAAAAAAUAGAACACUGAACAGCCAAACUUUUAUCACUGAAGACAAGGGACCAAUUUCAUCACUCAUGUGCAGGAUUCCUACUAAAUCAAUAGGCUAUAUUUAUUUGAUGGCUGAAUGGCCUCAAUGGCUUUGGCAACAAGAACACUUUAAGGGUAGUCCAAGCAACCAUAUUGAAGUCUUCUGUACUUCAGUCACCACUGUGCUUACAAUAAACAACACUACAGGCUACAUUAUAACUAUGUUAAGCUCCACUUAGGUCCUUGUGUUUUUAUUUCAAGUGUAUAUCCUUUUACAAAAAAUAAGGGCAGCCUAGAGUAUUGAUCAGUUUUCUCAACAAGUCACCAUGUAGUAGAUACAGUCCAGUGAGAUCAGAUCCAGUUUGUCAGUUAAUAUACUUAACUCUAAGAGAUCGUUUUAUACACAGACUUUGUGUAUGCAGGAAAUCCUGCGGUGGUCACUAUGUACAGUAAAUUUGGUGUCUCCUGAAGGUCAGUGAUGAAAUAUCCCUCUGGUGCCAUACAGUAUGUCUUCUGUGUUGGUGACAGCGGUUUAUGGAACGUGCCUCUUGCAGUGCUGUUUGCAUGGCUGGGUUUCUGGACCUAGGACAAAGUACCACCUGGAAUACUUUUAAAUAUUUCUAAAGUCUUAUGUAGUCUGUUAAAUUGAACCCACAUUUUGCCGUUAUGGUAAAUGCCAAAAAAAGGAAUUGUUCAUAAAAUGUUCACAAAAAAAAAAUACACUGAACAUUUUAAACAAGGGGGUUAUAUUAUAAAGUCAAAGUGUGGUACUUGAAACAUGGUGUGGAAACCCUUCCAUCAAUAAUGUUAUUAGUGAUCCAUAAGGAAUUUUCUUUCUGUUCAUUUUCUUCACCAGUUAAUUGGUUUCUGAAAUUCACCUUAUUAGGAGGUUACUGACAAUUAUGACUCCCCUCUUCUUUGCUAGUCACCACUAAAAAAAAUUGUGGGUGUCAUCCGAUAUUGUGGUGACUUCAAACUUUAGAUCUCGUUUUCUGUGGUGGUCAUCCGAGAAUACGGAUCUUUUCUUUUCUCGGUGGUUAACCAGAGAAUGUUAAUGAUUAUUUUGGUGAUUCCCAAAGAACUGCACCUUUCUCUAGUGGUGGUGACCAUCCAAACAUGCCUUGUCUUUGGUUGUCUUAAUUUUGGAGAUGGAUCUCUUCUCCUAUAGUAGUCUUUCUAUCCCUUGUAGUGGACACCAUGAAGUUUGGACCUUGUGUCUUUGGGUGGUCACUGUACAUACUAUGGAUCUCUCUCGUGUUGUGGGUGUAUUCCAAAUACAGCUUAAUCCACUUUGCUGUCUAUAUAAUUUCUUUUUUGAAAUGUUUAUUGUCUUUUUUUCUCUCACAAUAUGUAUCAGCUACUUUGCAUUGUCUGCCCCCUAUAAAAAGAUCUUCUUACUAGUAGAUAUUAUUAAUUUACUGUGUUUGACAAAAAACAAUAUCAAGUAAAAAUGUUGUGGAAACUC
Molecule: messenger RNA, 4612 nt
Organism: Rana temporaria (common frog)
Lineage: Eukaryota; Metazoa; Chordata; Amphibia; Anura; Ranidae
Gene: GDI1
Product: GDP dissociation inhibitor 1
Exons: 11
Coding region: 94-1437 (447 amino acids)
Biological process (GO): small GTPase-mediated signal transduction; protein transport; vesicle-mediated transport
Cellular component (GO): cytoplasm
Molecular function (GO): Rab GDP-dissociation inhibitor activity
Source: RefSeq, a predicted model, not a curated record